This is a messenger RNA of Parastagonospora nodorum SN15, 4323 nucleotides long. RefSeq lists its product as hypothetical. Gene Ontology annotation, cellular component: membrane. The transcript is spliced from 4 exons. Gene Ontology annotation, biological process: transmembrane transport. NCBI's taxonomy places the organism in Eukaryota, Fungi, Ascomycota, Dothideomycetes, Pleosporales, Phaeosphaeriaceae. The record is from RefSeq and is a predicted model, not a curated record. Gene Ontology annotation, molecular function: ABC-type transporter activity; ATP hydrolysis activity; ATP binding. The coding region runs from base 1 to 4323 and encodes 1440 amino acids.
AUGUCGAACUCAUCGACAUCGCUGGAUGAGAACGAGAAAGAGAAGGAGUUUGGACUGGUGGAUCCCCAGGCUGCAGUGCAAGACCCGACAGAUGAGGAAUCACGUGACGACGCGCGAUAUGAGCCCAUCAAGACAGAGAAGGGCAUAAAAGAUCUGGAGAAAAACUCCGACAGUCACAGCAAACGAGGCGAUUUAUCAAGAACGCAGAGCGGAACGAGCGCAUACACAGACAUUAGCGAUGACUCAGAUGCGAAGAGUUCCUUGAAACGACGAAAGUGGUACAAGACGAACCCUCUGAAAUGGGGACCUGUGCCGCCUGUGCCGAAGACGCGAGAAGUUUCUCCUGAGUAUACCGCAAGCAUUUUCAGUCUUUUGACCUGGCAAUGGAUGCAGCCUCUGAUGAAUGUCGGGUAUAAGCGACCCUUGGAAAAGAAUGACCUUUAUGAAGUCAAUCCCAGGCGCAGCGCCGACGUGCUGGCGACGAAGCUGGACACCGCGUUCCGGCUGCGAUUAGAGCAGAAGCACAAACGGCCGUUGCUGAGAGCUAUGUUUGAUACUUUUCGUAGCGAUGCGCCUGCACCCAAUCUAGGAGAGGGCUUUGGUCUUGUCGUCGCCAUCACGGUCCUGCAAUUCUUCCAAAGUUUGGCCACCAACCAUUUCAUGUACCGCGGUAUGAUGAUUGGUGGGGAAGCACGAGGAGUCCUCAUCGCGCUCAUCUUUAACAAAGCCAUGAAAUUAUCAGGCAGAGCUAAAGCUGGUGGUAUAGCUAUUGCUGAAGCUGCACCACCAUCAAAUAUCAAACCAGGCAGCGACGAACAUGUCAAAUGGUACAAGAAGAUGCUCAAGAAGAACCGGAAAGAUGGAAAGAAGGCACCCGCUGGGGCCGCAGGCGUAGCUGGUGAUGGUGAAGGCUGGGGCAACGGUCGCAUUGUUAACCUCAUGUCAACGGACACGUACCGUAUUGACCAAGCCAGCGGUUUCUUCCACAUGAUCUGGACUGCUCCUAUCGGUAUUCUGAUCACCACGGCUCUCCUCCUUAUCAAUUUGACCUACAGUGCUCUUCCUGGUCUCGGACUCAUCCUGAUCGCCAUGCCUCUCCUCGGACAUGCCGUCAAGGUUCUCUUCCGCCGCCGUGUCGCCAUCAACAAGAUCACCGACCAACGUGUCGGCUUGACCCAGGAGAUCCUGCAGGGUGUCCGCUUCGUCAAGUACUUUGGCUGGGAAACAAGUUUCUUGCAACGCAUCCAGAGCAUCAGGAAGAAAGAGAUCAAGGCGAUCCAGGUUCUCCUUACCAUCCGUAACGCUAUCCUCGCAGUGGGUAUGUCAAUGCCUGUUUUCGCUAGUAUGGUCAGUUUUAUCACCUACUCGCAAGUCAACAAAGGUCUCGAGCCCGCACGGAUUUUCUCGUCCCUCGCCCUCUUCAACUCGAUGCGUAUUCCGCUCAACUUCCUCCCGCUCGUUAUUGGUCAGGUAAUCGAUGCAAACGCUUCCGUCAAACGCAUUCAAGAAUUCUUGCUCGCUGAGGAGGCAGAGGAAACUGCUACAUGGGACUACAAUGCCAAAGACGCGGUAACCAUCAAGAAGGCAGACUUCACAUGGGAGCGCCAUCCAACGCAGGACAGCGAGGAUACAGUAUCCGGCCCUGGCGGAGCCGCAGGCAAGAAGCCUACCAAGCAGGAGAAGAAAGACACCAAGAGAGCAAGCGCUCAAUCCGCCAAAGAAAGCAGCGGCGCCACCACCCCAUCCGAUACAACCGCAAUCGAAGAAGAAAAACCAUUUGAAAUCAAAAACAUCGACCUCUCCUUCGGCCGCAACGAACUCGUCGCCAUAAUCGGCAGCGUCGGCUCCGGCAAAAGCUCCCUCCUCGCCGCCCUCGCCGGCGACAUGCGCAAAACCUCUGGUGAAGUCGUCAUCGGCGCCUCCCGCGCCUUCUGCCCCCAAUACGCAUGGAUCCAAAACGCCUCCGUCCGCGAGAACAUCAUCUUCGGCAAGCCCUUCGACCAGGCGUGGUACGACGAGGUCGUCGACGCGUGCGCCCUGCGCGCCGAUGUCGACAUGCUGCCUGCCGGCGACAAGACGGAGAUUGGCGAGCGCGGCAUUACGGUCUCGGGAGGGCAGAAGCAGCGGAUGAACAUUGCGAGGGCGAUUUAUUUCAACGCGGAUAUCAUACUUAUGGAUGAUCCGCUGAGUGCAGUCGAUGCGCAUGUGGGACGGCAUAUCAUGGAUAACGCAAUUUGCGGGCUGCUUAAAGACAAGUGCCGUAUUCUUGCGACUCAUCAACUUCAUGUGCUGGACCGGUGUGAUCGCAUCAUCUGGGUGGAGGACGGGAGGGUGCAUGCUGUCGAUACGUUCGAGGCGCUGAUGGCAGGCAACGAGGGCUUUCAGCAACUCAUGAAGAGCACGAAGAAGGAAGAGGAACAGGACGACGAUGAGGAUGAGGAUGAUGCGGAAGAGGUCGUGGCGGAAGUCAUUGAUGGCAAGAAGGAGGCGAAGAAGACGGCGAGGCGGCAGAAGAAGGCUGUGGCGCUCAUGCAAGUUGAAGACCGCGCGACGAAGAGUGUUUCCUGGGGUGUUUGGAUUGCGUACAUCAAGGCUGGUGGUGGGAUUUGGGUUGGGCCUCUCGUCUUCAUCCUGCUCGUUCUGUCGCAGGGCGCCAAUAUCGUCACUUCGCUCUGGCUAUCUUACUGGACCUCGGACAAGUUUGGUUACAGUGAAGGAGCGUACAUCGGCGCGUAUGCGUCUUUCGGAUUUAGUCAGGCACUGUUCAUGUUCUUGUUCUCCUGGUCGGUUGCCGUGUUUGGCACGGAAGCGGGCAAGACCAUGUUGCAUCGUGCGAUCACGAGGGUGCUGAGGGCGCCGAUGAGUUUCUUCGACACCACGCCGCUGGGCCGCAUCACGAACCGGUUUAGUAAGGAUAUUGAUGUCUUGGACAACACCAUCACGGAUUCGAUGCGUAUGUACUUUCUCACACUGGCGAUGAUCAUCAGUGUCUUUAUUUUGAUCGUCUCGUACUAUUACUACUACGCUAUCGCCCUUGGUCCGCUCUUCCUGAUUUUCCUGUUCUCGGCCGCUUACUACCGCUCGUCAGCCCGCGAAGUCAAGCGCCACGAAGCUGUCCUGCGCAGCACCGUCUUCGCACGCUUCGGCGAGGCCGUCAUGGGCACUGCCACCAUCCGCGCCUACGGUCUGCAAGAGCAGUUUUCUCGCAGCGUCAAGGAGUCUGUCGACGACAUGAACAGCGCGUACUACCUGACCUUCGCCAACCAGCGCUGGCUCAGCGUACGUCUCGAUGUCGUGGGUAUCCUGCUCGUCUUCACGACCGGUAUUCUUGUUGUUACGUCUCGGUUCAGUGUCGACCCCAGUAUCGCGGGCCUGGUGCUGAGUUACAUCCUCACCAUUGUGCAGAUGAUCCAAUUCACAGUCCGCCAGCUUGCAGAGGUCGAGAACAACAUGAACUCGACUGAGCGCAUUCAUCAUUAUGGAACGGAGCUGGAGGAAGAAGCACCACUGCACAUGGGUGAGGUCAGACCUACAUGGCCUGAGCAUGGCGAGAUCGUCUUCAACGACGUGCAAAUGCGAUAUCGCGAUGGUCUGCCUCUGGUGCUCAAGGGACUGGACAUGCAUGUUCGUGCUGGCGAGCGUAUCGGCGUCGUCGGUCGCACCGGAGCGGGCAAAUCGUCCAUCAUGUCGGCAUUGUUCCGUCUUCAGGAACUCUCAGGAGGAAGCAUCGUCAUUGACGGUGUGGAUAUUGGCAAGAUUGGUCUGCAUGACCUGAGAAGUAAGCUGGCGAUUAUCCCGCAAGAUCCCACACUCUUCAAGGGCACGAUCAGGAGCAACUUGGAUCCGUUCCACGAGCACUCGGAUCUUGAGCUCUGGGGUGCAUUGAGACAAGCGAACCUCGUUAGCAACGAGGCCACGAUGCAAGACGAAACGCCAGGAAGGAUCCAUCUCGAUGCGCAAGUCGACGAAGAGGGUCUCAACUUCAGCUUGGGCCAGCGCCAGCUGCUAGCUCUUGCCCGCGCGUUGGUUCGUGGAUCGCAGAUCAUCGUCUGCGAUGAGGCUACCAGUUCGGUCGACUUUGAGACGGACGCUUUGGUUCAGACAGCCAUCAAAACAGGGUUUUUGGGCAAGACGCUGCUCUGUAUCGCUCAUCGUCUCAAGACCAUCAUCGACUAUGACCGCAUCUGUGUGAUGGACCAGGGUCAGAUUGCCGAACUCGACACACCUAUCAAUCUCUAUAACCGCGGAGGCAUCUUCAGAGGCAUGUGCGAACGCAGCGGCAUUCGACGAGAGGAGAUUCUAGGCCAGCAGCUGAAGCAGUAG